This is a messenger RNA of Cercospora beticola, 571 nucleotides long. The record is from RefSeq and is a predicted model, not a curated record. Lineage: Eukaryota; Fungi; Ascomycota; Dothideomycetes; Mycosphaerellales; Mycosphaerellaceae.
GACCGCUCAAACGAUGUGGCUUGUGAUGUAGAAUUCGGUACUGCGAAUUCCGCUAUCGGAGAAAACCGAUGCACUGUGCAAAUGGUCGAGCUUUAGGCCAUGGUGUCCAUUGUUGUGGUCUCGGAAAACUAACUUGCUCGGAGCUGGCCCAUUGGUCUUUGAUUCACGAGUAAUGCAUUUCGGUAUACUAAGCCAGCUCUGCUAUUUCCAACUCCAAGGCGUGGAAGUGGACGGUGUAUGCGGAAUUGUAGACAUCCACAUUGAGACAUGUUUCAGCCAGAUAGCUUGCGUUUUUGAUACUAACGAUAGUGGCAUCGAUGACCACAACAAAGGCGAAGAGAAGGUAGCGUGGAGGCAUGCCAGAGUCCCAACUGACCAGAUUCUUGUACCCAAGCGAGGAAGCAUUUGUCGAUCUGCCUAUGACUCAGCGUUGUAUGAUCGUUCCCGCAAGCAUCUUGGCUCUGUGUCCGACUAUCCGAACGAGAACGCUUACGAGUCCUUCGCAACUGCAUGUAGACUGCCAUUGUCGUACUCGAUCUUGCAUCAUCGAUGCUCGGGCUUGCAUUGUUAG